GUUUGACAGUUUGACUUUUUAAAUUACAACGGACAAACGUUUUGAGUAUAAACAUAGAGGUUAGAUUUAAUUACAUGUUUGCAAAUGUUGAAAAUGGUGAAAAUAUGGUGGCUGUUUAUAUUUUUGGCGAAAACGGUGUUGGCUAACAACAACCAGGUGUCCCCUGAAGAGCCUCAGAAAGCAUCGCGAUUCCUUCCGUUAUUCGAAGUGAAGCGUUUCGACGGCAGACCGGGUCCCCUAGCUCCAGGCCCCGGUGGCCUGCCGCCUUUGACUACAGUCCCAGUUGUAGGAGAAAGAUGCUCAGCUAGAUUAGAAUCCGCUUUGAAUCAAAUGAAACGCAAAAAGAGGAACCAUGCAAAAAGUAUCGACAUGCCUUUGAGUCAAAGCAUAGAUUUAAAUGGCUACAGUUUAUACCAAGAAAUGAGAAGCGCUCCUGCCGAUAUGUACGUAACUAGAAUGCGAGUCAGGCUGCCACAGAACAGCGAUUGGGUUCGCGUCGAGAAAUGCUACUUCGAUCCUCGGAAUAUAUCGUUAGACACCAUGUUAUUAUUCCAUGACAUCACCAUUAGUGGCAGCGUAGAUCUAUACGACACUAAUGAGUUCGAUAGAACGCCAUCCAAUCGGAGACAACGGACUUACCCAGACGAAGAAAACUCUUACAGAUCCAGAGGAAACGGUUGUAACAUGAUCUUAAGACUAAGAAAAGCCGGUAUAGGUUUCCACACAACUCCACUAAACCAGCAACCAGGAAAGUUCAACGUGAAAACCGAUUCGGAAUUCGUCGAACCUGGAUUUAUCAGUGUUUAUGCGUACGGUUGUGAAAAAUAUAUUAAUAAAAACUCUGUCAGGAAUAAGGAUAAUCAACCUUUAAAAAGAAAGAGACGAUCAGACGAAUUUACCUUCGAUCCUCGUUUAAAUGAGAGAUAUUCAGACAUUUUAGAACAAUCUUCUAAUGUUUGGAAAACUUACGAACCACGUAGUAGAGUUAACUAUGAAAGAAGUAAAUUGUUUAGGCCUGAUGAUGAUUUGGAUGAAAUUGAAGAUAUUUCUAGAGAAAUGGAGGAUAUAUUUACCAAAGGUAUACGGACUUUACUAACUACUUAUAUGAAAAAGGAAUUACAGCCAGCAAUAAAGGACACUUUGAUGAGAAAUAUGGGCUACGUUGUAUCAUAUGGUUGAUAUAUGUACACAAAAUAUAUUGUAAAGUUAGAACAUCCCUUGACUGAA
Messenger RNA from Papilio xuthus (Asian swallowtail), 1227 nucleotides. RefSeq lists its product as uncharacterized. NCBI's taxonomy places the organism in Eukaryota, Metazoa, Arthropoda, Insecta, Lepidoptera, Papilionidae. The record is from RefSeq and is a predicted model, not a curated record. The transcript is spliced from 3 exons. The coding region runs from base 85 to 1179 and encodes 364 amino acids.